This is a messenger RNA of Didymodactylos carnosus, 264 nucleotides long. The record is from the annotation of a GenBank genome assembly. Lineage: Eukaryota; Metazoa; Rotifera; Eurotatoria; Philodinida; Philodinidae.
AAAGGAGAUACUAGUGGCGGUUCCAACCUAAAUGAAUUGAGUGGUCCAAACGGAUGUUAUAUCGAUCCAAGCAAUGGAAAUAUCUAUGUGGCCGAUAAUGGAAACAGUCGUGCUCUACGUUUUCCUUCUGGAUCUACUAAUACAACAAAUGGAACAAUAGUUGCGGGUGGAAAUGGAUCAGGUCCAAAUGCUAAUCAAUUGAGUAAUCCGAGAGGUGUAGUGGUUGAUCAAAGUGGAAAUGUAUUCGUGACGGAUAAUUCGUGA